GCAAGGCAACAAGGCAGAGAGAGGAGAGAUUGAGAGAAAGAGAGGGAGAGACCCCCUGUUUACAACAGAGAGCUGGGAGCAGAAAGCAAAGAGGGUGCAAAAGAUCUGGUAGCUAAGGAGGGAGCCUGGGCUGUCAGCAUCCAGCAGCCAAAGCUGGUCAACUUGGAAGGCACAGAAGGUGGAAGAAAGGAGAAGAAAAGAGGAGGUAGUGAAGCAAAAGGAGACAAAUCGACGCUGAAGCCAGGAGCUGCUCAGGGAAGGGAAAAAGAACCGCUCUGUAGCAUUUGCUAUAACGCAGCCUGUUCCCACUUUCUCCCUUUCUGUUUCCCGCUUCCUUCCUGCAAGGAUUUCCCCUUCUUCCUCUCCUCACCCUCUCUCUCCCCUUGUCUCUUGCCUGCCUGGCAGACCACUUUACACCUGCAACUUUUAAAAAAUUUGAGCUGAGCAACCCCCCCCCCCAAGCUAGGCAGCUAACAAGUCGAUCUGCUUGUCUGUCCCACGCCCCCUCCCUUUCUGCGGUUUCCCUCUUUGCCCAUCAGAGGAAGAAAGCAAGACACACACAGAGGGAAACCGAGAGAGAGGCGAUGCUUCAGGAGGAUUAACUAUCCCCACCGAAACUUCCUGGGAGGAAGAGAGCGAAAGAAGGAGGAGAAGAACAACAACAAGAAGGGAGAAAUCCUCCUUGAUUCAGAUCCAGUCCUGCGCCUGGUUUCCAGAGUUGAAUGAGUGGCAAUGUGUAACAAAGCGCUUCUCGCCCUGCUGGUCUAUGGGAUAAUCAUGCACUGCAGCGUCUACUGCUCGCCUGCUGCUGGACUCCAAUACCCCGCGCUGAGCAGGCUGGAAGAUGAAGCGUACGACGAAGACGGCAACACCCUGCCCGACUACGCCUUCGACAGCGAGCCCCUCGGGAUAGCCGACCCUUCCUCCAUGCUGGACGACGUGUAUACCUUGUAUUACCCACCGGAAAAGAGGCAUGCGGAUGGGAUAUUUAAUAAAGCCUACAGGAAAGUCUUGGGCCAGUUAUCGGCGAGGAAGUACCUUCAUUCUCUGAUGGCCAAGCGGGUGGGCGGAGCGAGCGGCCUGGAAGAUGACUCGGAACCGCUUUCCAAAAGGCACUCGGACGGCAUAUUCACAGACAGCUACAGCCGCUACCGAAAACAAAUGGCUGUCAAGAAAUACUUGGCAGCAGUCCUGGGGAAAAGGUAUAAACAAAGAGUUAGAAACAAAGGACGCCGAGUAGCCUAUUUGUAGCGAUGAGUUUCCCAAUCGCUCCUGUGUAUACAAAAGCCCCGGGGAAAAAAAAAUCCGAGAGAGGA
Messenger RNA from Zootoca vivipara (common lizard), 1316 nucleotides. RefSeq names its product adenylate cyclase activating polypeptide 1 (gene ADCYAP1). The record is from RefSeq and is a predicted model, not a curated record. Lineage: Eukaryota; Metazoa; Chordata; Lepidosauria; Squamata; Lacertidae. Gene Ontology annotation, cellular component: perikaryon; extracellular region; neuron projection. Gene Ontology annotation, biological process: adenylate cyclase-activating G protein-coupled receptor signaling pathway; positive regulation of ERK1 and ERK2 cascade; neuron projection development. Gene Ontology annotation, molecular function: peptide hormone receptor binding; neuropeptide hormone activity; pituitary adenylate cyclase activating polypeptide activity.